UCAACUUUAAUAUUCAUGUAGGUACAUAACGAGAAUUUUGAGUGAUUCAUCUACUCUGUGGCCAAACGGUCUUCUACGCAGCAAAACUAACUGUUUACGUUAAAAUUCUUUAUUUAACGCGAGGGAAAUGACCUAAAAUCAUUGGAAAACAAAAAUCAUUACAACGUUAUAAUAAAUUAAACUUAUAUGUAUUUUCAUGCUGCAGUUAUCGAGUUGUGUUGAUUGUUUUGACACUACAUCCGCGAAUAUAUCUGUUUGGCAAUGGAUCUGUUUAAACAGGCUAUGAAAGGUCCUGCAAGGCCAGCUCCGGCAAUACCAAAUAUUGCAGUGAACAGGUAUUCGCCUGUAACAAAUUGGAAUGAUCAUCCCUUUGGUGCAGAUGUGUUUGAACCAGUUCCUUGUACUCAAAAGAAAAAGCCUCCACCACGCCCUCCACCACCAAAUGUUUUAAAACAGCAAGAUGUCUCAGUUAAACCUACUCAUUUUAUACGUAGACCAACAGUCCUCUCUGCACUGUUGACCCGAAAAGGUAAAAAUACAGUGAAUAACCCAAGUGCAAAUAACCAACAUAAUAGUUUUACAAAUUGUAAUAGUGAAGUGGACACUACCAAAAUAUUUCCCAAAUGUGAUAAGGCAAAUGUGCAAACAGGAACAUUAAUAGACCUCUCAUCGCCACCCAGUUCACCUACUUUCACAACAAGGUCUAGCAGUGAUGGUGUAAGCGUAGACAGUUUUGGAUCAGAUGCUACAACAUCAACCAAUCAUCACAAUGCAUUUAGUGGUGGAAAUGCUUCUCAAGCUGAGAGUGGUUUUGAAGAUGACUUUGAUCUGUUCCUGCAUUCUAGAAAACCAUUGAAUAAAGAGGACACCCUAGAUGAUUUUUCAACUAUAGAUCCAUUCUCGGCUCCACUAGUUAAUAAACCACCACCAGUAAAUAAGUUAACGUUUUAUUCUGAUUCUUUUGAUACUUUAAGCAAUGCUAGUAGUCAGUACUCAAUGUCACAAUUGAAAGGGCCUACAAUAAUUCGUGCUAAGCCGGCAAGACCAAAGCCGCCAGAUAAUUCAGCAUUAUUAAAAAGUACAUUUGGAAGUAGUUUCCAAAUGACCUCAAUGAAUAUAAACACAACAACUCCAAUUCAGAAAAUAAGCAAUGGCUUUGUGGGUAAUGUGGACACCAAGCCACUAAAUUGGGACCAUGAUGAAUCUCCAGAAAGGGAACUUACACCCCCAAUGCCGACUAUUCCUCCACCACCACCUCCUCCGAUCAUCGAUGAUGAUUUACCAGUAGUGUGGCCGGAAGACAUUCAGGUACUUGAUUCUCCUGAAGUAUCUGAUGAAGAAGAUGAACCUUACGCUAUUGCGCUAUUCGAUUACUUCACCGACCACCAAGAAGAUUUGUGUUUUUCUGCAAACUCAAAGAUAACAUUAAUAAGGCGAGUGAACGACGAAUGGAUGUACGGAAGAUUGCGCUGUGGUACAGAGGGCUUGUUCCCGUCGAAUUACGUAGAGAUCAAGGUUCCUCUGUCAAACGAUAACCCAUCGAACAUCGGUGAAGCGAUAGCCCUAUACGCCUUCGAACCCGUGCAAUCUGGCGAUCUUAGGUUCAAUAUAGGCGAUAAAAUCACGAUCCUCUCGAAAUUAAGCGAAGAAUGGUUUUUCGGCGAAUGCAACGGCAUGAAGGGACAGUUUCCCGCCAACUACGUCCAAAUGUGUUAGUCAAAUAUUUGUAUAAUCUGUGUCUUCUCAAUUAUCUACAUCAGUUAUUUUAUGUUACUUCAAUCGACUAUAUUAAGUAUGUAUGUACUUUUGUCUAAUAGUAAAUAAUACUAAAGAAAGCCAUAAAAUUGUCCAUUAAAUAUUAAAACUCAAUUAUAACAUGUGAUAUGAGUAGUGGAAACAUUACGAAGACUGAUUCUUUAAAUGUUUCGUAUUUUUUCUAACAUCAAUGUACAUCUUUAGACUAAGGCGUGCUCUAGUUCAGUACUACGUAAAAGUCGUCAUUUAUAACGGAUCACAGUUGUAUUUCUCACCUUUCUUACCACACCGAGUGCAAUAAUGUAAAUUCUUGUGGCAGUAUAAAGGUAGGUACAUAAUAAAUGCAAUAUUCAAAUAAGGCUAAUAUUCACUUAUUAUUGGAGUCAUUAAAAACAAUUAUUAAUUGUUAUAUAUGAUCCCGAAUUAGCUCCAUUAUUGUCUGACCUUAAUUAAUGCAAUUGUAUCAUAAAAGUGUUUUAGGUAUAGACAAAAAAAAACCUUCACGUAAUUGACUAAAUGUAUAUAUAUUUUGUCUGUGUAAUGUGUUAAUUAUUAGUUUUGGUUGUGUAAAAUGUUCGUUCGAUCUGAAUUUUAAAUGUGUAUUUUUUUGUAUUGUUUAACGUUUUUAUUUGUAUCCAUAUACUUUGAUAACAAAGUGUGGCUUACUGUGUAUAUAGAAAAAAAAUUGUAUUAUGGAUACUUUAAACCAAAUCAAUGAUUCCAGUCAGAUCUUUUAAAGUAUUUUUUAAUUGUUUUAUUGUAUUGAAAUUCGUCAAUGAUUAUUUUAUAUAUAAUGUAAUAGCACAAUACGUUUUAAUCAUGAUGAAACAACAAAGAAUGUUUACAGGACCGAAUAAUAUAAGGUUGUCGAUGGGCAGUACCCAUAGGACUAUAUUGCCCUCGAAGCAGUAUGAAUUAGUUCUUAUUGUGUUAGUAUUGAAUAUCUUCAGUUGUAUAAAAAAAUGUGUAUGUAUAAAUGUCUAUAUUAUUAAUAAAGUAUAAUUUGUAUAAAGUCGAGACAAGUAGAUUUAAUACUGUGUAUAUUUUUUUACUUUGUUUGCUUUAAUUAAUAAAAGAUGUACGGUCAAAGGCAAGGUUAUGUUCUAAUUUGCGGAAUAAUCUCAUCAAAUUAUACAAACAUUUGUGUUUUAACAAGUUUCUUUCGUGUCAUUUAUUUUUUUAAGUAGUUUUUAUUUUGGUGGGACCAUAGUUUUAAGUGCCUUAAGUAUUUUUAACGAAAUUAAUGUAUAUAUACUUACUACAUAAUAUUAUUUAUAAUAAAAUUUUAUAA
Messenger RNA from Nymphalis io (European peacock), 3046 nucleotides. Its product is annotated as abl interactor 2. Bases 262 to 1716 code for a protein of 484 amino acids. The record is from RefSeq and is a predicted model, not a curated record. Gene Ontology annotation, molecular function: lipid binding; protein binding. The transcript has 4 exons. Gene Ontology annotation, biological process: actin cortical patch localization; endocytosis; plasma membrane tubulation. Gene Ontology annotation, cellular component: actin cortical patch. NCBI's taxonomy places the organism in Eukaryota, Metazoa, Arthropoda, Insecta, Lepidoptera, Nymphalidae.